GGCCAGAAAAAAAAAAUGAUAAAUUUUUUCCUAAUGGUGAAUAAACAAGGACAGACCCGACUUUCUAAAUACUGUGAACAUGUGGAGAUUAAUAAGCGUACACUUCUUGAAACGGAAAUCAUAAAGAGCUGUCUCUCCUGAUCCAGUGAACAAUGCUCUUUCAUUGAAUUUAAGGAUUUCAAGCUGAUAUAUCGACAGUAUGCAGCUCUCUUCAUUGUGGUUGGAGUUAAUGGCACAGAGAAUGAGAUGGCAAUUUAUGAAUUUAUCCAUAACUUUGUGGAAGUGUUAGAUGAGUACUUCAACCGAGUGAGUGAAUUAGAUAUAAUGUUUAAUUUGGACAAAGUACACAUCAUUUUGGAUGAGAUGAUGUUAAAUGGCUGCAUUGUGGAAACAAAUCGGGCAAGAAUUCUUGCCCCUCUACUCAUCCUUGACAAAAUGUCAGAAAGCUGAAUGAUGGCUCUGCCAGACAAGAGCUACUUGUAAGUGAGAA
Canis lupus familiaris (dog) is the source of this 490-nucleotide messenger RNA. RefSeq names its product AP-4 complex subunit sigma-1-like. The transcript has a single exon. The record is from RefSeq and is a predicted model, not a curated record. Gene Ontology annotation, cellular component: intracellular membrane-bounded organelle. Gene Ontology annotation, biological process: vesicle-mediated transport; protein transport. NCBI's taxonomy places the organism in Eukaryota, Metazoa, Chordata, Mammalia, Carnivora, Canidae.